Molecule: messenger RNA, 2086 nt
Organism: Cornus florida
Lineage: Eukaryota; Viridiplantae; Streptophyta; Magnoliopsida; Cornales; Cornaceae
Product: importin subunit alpha-4
Exons: 10
Coding region: 192-1799 (535 amino acids)
Biological process (GO): NLS-bearing protein import into nucleus
Cellular component (GO): cytoplasm; nucleus
Molecular function (GO): protein binding; nuclear import signal receptor activity
Source: RefSeq, a predicted model, not a curated record
UGUGUGUGUGUCUAUAUAUAUAUAUAUAUAAUUCUCUUUUACAAUUGAGCAGUACAUAUUAUACCCAUACACUACCAAAAUCCUCGAUCUGUAAGUUCUGAACUUCUCUUUCCAUAUUCGAAGUCGGUACGCUUCUUCUUCUUCGUUCCUUUUUAGAGAGAGAAACAAUCUAGAGAGAGAAAGCACGGACAAUGUCUCUGCGACCCAGUACUCGCACCGAGGUCCGCAAGAAAUCGUACAAAACUGGGGUCGAUGCAGACGAAGCACGGCGGAGGAGAGAGGACAAUUUGGUGGAGAUCAGGAAGAACAAGCGCGAGGAUAAUCUUCUCAAGAAGCGAAGGGAAGGGAUUCUUCUUCAGUCUCAGCAACUCUCCGAUGCAUCCCAAACCCCAGCCGCCAUCGAGAAGAGGUUGGAAAGUAUUCCUUUGAUGGUGCAAGGAGUAUGGUCUGAGGAUCCUGCUUUGCAAAUUGAAGCGACUACCCAGUUCAGGAAGCUAUUGUCAAUUGAGCGCAGCCCUCCAAUUGAUGAGGUGAUCAAAGCAGGUGUGGUACCUCGGUUUGUAGAGUUUCUUGGAAGGCAUGAUCUACCUCAACUGCAAUUUGAGGCAGCAUGGGCUUUGACCAAUGUUGCAUCUGGGACGUCGGAGCAUACACAAGUUGUCAUUGAACAAGGUGCUGUCCCCAAGUUUGUGCAACUUCUUGGCUCUGCCAGUGAUGAUGUUCGUGAGCAGGCUGUAUGGGCUUUGGGUAACGUUGCUGGUGACUCUCCAAGUUGUAGGAAUCUUGUUCUCAGUCACGGUGCCCUAUUGCCUUUGCUAGCUCAGCUAAAUGAACAUUCGAAACUUUCCAUGCUGAGAAAUGCUACAUGGACUUUAUCUAACUUCUGCCGAGGCAAGCCUCCAACACCAUUUGAACAGGUUAAACCCGCACUGCCAGUUCUUCGGCAACUUAUCCACCUGAAUGAUGAAGAAGUUCUAACAGAUGCUUGCUGGGCACUUUCCUAUCUUUCUGAUGGCCCCAAUGACAAAAUUCAAGCUGUGAUUGAGGCAGGCGUCUGUCCUCGACUCGUGGAGCUUCUGCUUCAUCCAUCGCCAACAGUUCUUAUACCUGCACUUCGGACAGUGGGAAACAUUGUCACCGGUGAUGAUGUUCAGACACAGUUUGUGAUUGACAACCAAGUUCUCCCGUGUCUCUAUCAACUUCUGACACAAAAUCAUAAGAAAAGCAUCAAGAAAGAAGCUUGUUGGACGAUCUCAAAUAUCACUGCCGGGAAUAGAGGUCAAAUACAGGCUGUUAUCGAGGCCAAUAUUAUCCUUCCCCUUGUACACCUACUUCAACAUGCAGAAUUUGACAUCAAGAAGGAGGCUGCAUGGGCUAUCUCAAAUGCCACAUCUGGAGGAUCCCAUGAGCAGAUCCGAUUCUUGGCGAGCCAAGGUUGCAUUAAGCCACUUUGUGAUCUUCUGAUCUGUCCAGACCCAAGGAUUGUUACAGUAUGCCUCGAGGGGCUUGAGAACAUUCUGAAGGUGGGCGAGGCUGACAAAGAAGUGGGUAUGAAUGGUGGGAUCAACAUAUAUGCACAAAUGAUUGAUGAAUGUGAUGGAUUGGACAAGAUUGAGAAUCUUCAAACCCACGACAACAAUGAAAUUUAUGAGAAGGCUGUGAAGAUCUUAGAGAGAUACUGGGCUGAGGAGGAUGAGGAAGAGCAAAAUAUUCAAGCUGGUGUAGAUGGUAAUCAGCAGGGUUUUAAUUUUGGAAAUAGCCAGCCCAACCUACCUGCUGGUGGUUUCAAAUUUGGGUAGUAGUGGUCUUGUUUUCUGGUUUUUUAGUUCUUAUUGGAAUGAAUUUUUAGACUUGUUAAUUUCAUCGUUUAUCGCCAGGGGUCAGGGUUUUUGGUCUGGCAAAUGGGCUAAAUUUGUCUAUUGAAUUUUAUUAGGAGUGUAAGGCUUUAACUUUGUGGUUUUCGUGUCAUUUGUAUAAUCUCUACUAUGAAAGAAAAUUUUCUAUGGAUUUGUUCCAAGAUUUAUUCGAAAUCAGGAUCUUACUUGGUAAUCAUGUAAUAAAUUUGUCCCCCCUUUUUGAGUUUGAA